Molecule: messenger RNA, 603 nt
Organism: Symbiodinium natans
Lineage: Eukaryota; Dinophyceae; Suessiales; Symbiodiniaceae
Source: the annotation of a GenBank genome assembly
AUGGAGUGCUUCGAUUCCUUCGAUGGCUUCGAGGCCGCUGAACCCUCGAGACCAGGAUGGCUCCGCGAAGAGGAUGCGGCCCUCAUCGAGGAGGACGCAGAAAGGAACGCGGAGCAGGCAGAGCGAAAUGCAACGAUGCGAUCGCUCCUGCGAAAGCGCCGGGAAGAGCCGCGCGAAGAACCAGCCGCGGAAUUGCCCGAGGCAUUCAUGGGUGUCACCGCCGCGAAGAGCUUCCCUUCAAGAAGGGCAGUGGCGGAAGAGGGCCAGCCCCCAUGGUUUGUGCCGCGGCCAUACAUCGACAACGCGGUCCUCCGAUUGCACGAGGAGAUCUUAGAUUUCGUCGAUUUCAUGCAGCAUACUCAAGAGGAGGUAAAUGCUCGGCGAAGAUGGGUGCAGACCAUUAAAGAUGCAUGCAAGGCCUUGUGGCCAGGCUGCAAGGUCUCUGUCUUUGGCUCAUUCUUCACGGGCCUCUCCCUACCCAACGGCGAUGUGGACGUGGCUGUCACUGAUGUGACGUGCAAGUGCGGCCCUGCAGGGAACAUCAUUGACACUGACACAGAGGGUUUAGGGUUUAGGGUUUCAGGUUUCGGGUUUAGGGUGUAG